Desarmillaria tabescens is the source of this 981-nucleotide messenger RNA. RefSeq lists its product as uncharacterized. The transcript is spliced from 7 exons. NCBI's taxonomy places the organism in Eukaryota, Fungi, Basidiomycota, Agaricomycetes, Agaricales, Physalacriaceae. The record is from RefSeq and is a predicted model, not a curated record. The coding region runs from base 1 to 981 and encodes 326 amino acids.
AUGGCAUGGAACAGCUCAUCCCAACCUAAUCCCCAGAGAAGUAUCAUGUACCCUCCUACAGGCAGCCUCAUCAGCAUAGGGGUCCUCUGGCCUCUGUCGAGAGUAGAGGGCCAUGUAUCUCCUGGCCUUGUCAUCGUUGAGGAUUGGACUGGUGGCAUGGCCAUAGUGUUCAUUCCUGUGUAUAUGGGCGAUGAUGUUGGGUUCUCCAACUCCAUACCCUGCUCGAGGUCGGUUGUCAGGUACUGCUGUACCAUUGAAGGGGAGAUCCCUGAGUUUGACCUCCAAUACCCCAAUUUCCCCACUAUCCCUGGUCAGGCCAAUCCUAGCAUCACCACUGGAGAAACCUCAGGACCCAACACCUACACCUUGUGGGUCACUAAUAACAAGGAAUACCAAUCCCAUCCCCUCUACUUUGAGCUUGCAGACCAUCACAUGACCACCAAUGGGUACUCGCCGAAGAUCAGAGUCACCAGUUCGAUGCUCCAGAGUUUGAACAGCCUCUUGUUAGGCAAUCUAGAUAUCCUGAAACCUAUCAUUUUAAUGGGGAAGGGGAAGAUGAAGAAGGCACCCCCUACCCCUGUUCCUGGCUGGAACCCAGAGCAGCUAAUGAAGACAGCAUGGGAACUGGGAGUGAUGACAUGGCCAGAACUUCAGGAGUGGCAAGGGAGAUCACUGAUGAAUGAAGGGUCAUGGAUAACAUCUGAGGCAGCUAGACUAAUUGAGAAAGUAGGCAUAGAAUCAGAUAGCAGAGCAGAAAUCCAUAUGUGGUACCCAAAAUGGCCCACUUUUGAAGAAGAUGUACGAAUGCAAUUCCAAGAAGCAGCAGAGAUAGAGCUAAAGCAGCUCAAAUGGAAGAAGCUCCAGCAGUCAGAUUAUAAAACUGCCAUUGAGUUCUUUGCUGACUUUGAAGAGCUCACCAUAGAAGCAGAGAAGUACCACAAUGCCAAAGAAAUGGAAGAAGUUGUCAAGGCAGCAAUAUGA